Cyprinodon tularosa is the source of this 2517-nucleotide messenger RNA. RefSeq names its product G protein-coupled receptor, class C, group 5, member Bb (gene gprc5bb). Gene Ontology annotation, cellular component: signaling receptor complex; extracellular exosome; intracellular membrane-bounded organelle. NCBI's taxonomy places the organism in Eukaryota, Metazoa, Chordata, Actinopteri, Cyprinodontiformes, Cyprinodontidae. Gene Ontology annotation, biological process: G protein-coupled receptor signaling pathway. The record is from RefSeq and is a predicted model, not a curated record. Bases 1068 to 2327 code for a protein of 419 amino acids. The transcript is spliced from 4 exons. Gene Ontology annotation, molecular function: protein kinase activator activity; G protein-coupled receptor activity; protein kinase binding.
UAAGUGUGGGAUAAAUUGUCUUGCUAGGCAUACUAAUUUCACUUUACUGGAGGGAGAGACUUACUUCCCUACCUUCGAGAUGGUCACAAAAGUAUCACAAGCCAAUUUUUUUGAUGAAUGAACCUUAUCUGACCUUCCUUGUGCUCUAUCCUUCUUUAACCAAUACGUAGGGGUUGGAGAUUAGGCCUCUCUAAAUAAACUUGACUGAAUCAUGUUUUCUAAGGUGUUAUGCUACACUACUAAGAUAGUCACCUGUGUUUAGAGUGACUGAUCUGAGCUGCUUGUCCUCAAUAAAAACACCUGUUUUCUGCAGCAUACAUCCCAUCUUUGUUUCCUUAUCAAAACUGUAGGUCAGAACACAGCUUUUUGUAAUCAGUUCAUCAUUUGACAGCCGAUAUCCCCGUAGUUUAGAUGGAUAAGGCAAGGCGAAGAUGUGGGAGUGUGAUGGCGUGAAAUAACACCAGAAUAUGCACACAAAGUGAUUAAUGCUGGACAGGCUUAGAACUGCCACGUUCAUAUACUGAUCUUAUUUCCUCUCUUCUUCCUGGUUAGACAGGUGCAGUGGCUAAUCAUGCUGCCCAAGUGUGGGCGAGUAGAAGUAAGCUGGGACUGCAUCUCUCUCUGUUGACACCUCCGCAGAUUCAGCGUGAAGCUGAGAGAGAGAGAGCAACUCAGACAUGCAGACUGCACAAACGGAAAGAUGAGGACAGAGGGAGUUAGAGAGAAAGGAGCGAAAGAGGCUGAUAUAUUUGACCGUGUGGGUGUGUGAAGUCUCGAGGCAUGCAUCAUAAUCCUGGCUUCUUUUUCUCAGAGCAGCUGGACAAGGCACUACAUUAGCAAGCCAUUGGUGGUCUUUCAUAAGGUGCUGCCUCAUACUUUUGAGCAAUCAGAGUUGAGAGGAAAGACAGCGAGAACAUGGAAACUGCUUUGUUCUUGCUGCCUUGAGGACUUCGUUAAGGAAAAAUUCUGAAAAUAUGAUUUAAGUCAUGUCCAGAAAUGUUACAUGGGAGAUGUUGAAACAUCUACAUUAUAAGUAACCAAGAAAUCAAGUCAGGAAUUCAUCUGAGAUGGCUGUCAACCCUAUUGCCAUCUUCCUCCUGACUUUGAUCAGUUGCGGCUCAUCCCAGCCUACUCCUCCUCCUCCCCGGGGAUGCAGCGUGGGCAUAGAACCCACCUACAGAGUGCUCUGCGACCUGGAGGCAGUCUGGGGUGUCGUACUGGAGGCAGUGGCCUGCUGUGGUGGCCUCGCUUCUUUGGUUCUUGCAGUGCUAAUGAUCGUCAAGAUGCGUGUGGUUUCUGACCCAGCCCGAAGGUCUGGUCUUGGUCCUCUGCUCCUGCUCUUGGGGACUCUUCUAGGAAUCUUCACUAUCUCUUUGGCUUUCCUGGUGGGGAAGACCCAGGUCCUCUGUGUGGUUCGCAGGGCCUUCUGGGGACCCCUCUUUGCUCUCUGCUUCUCCUGUUUACUCGUGCAAGGAGUGAGGCUCAGGAGGCUGGUGGCUGGAAAAUCAAGUCCAUCUGGGAGCACACUGGCAGCGCUUGGACUGGCAUUGGCUUUAGUUCAGGGGAUUAUCUCUGCUGAAUGGGUUCUGUUGACUGUGGUCAGAGAGGGUCACCCAGCAUGUGAGUACCCUCCUUUAGACUUUGCUCUGAUGUGUAGUUACACUCUAGGCCUGCUCCUCAUUGCCAUGGGCCUCUCUCUCGGAGUGGUGCUGUGUGGAGGAGAAUUUGGAGAAGAUGGAGGAGACAGCAGAGAAGAAGACAGAGAAGGAGAACACGAAAAGCGAAGAUGGAAAUGUAAUGCCGUCUGGGUCUUUCUGUCCAGUCUGGCUUCCGCAUUGCUUUGGGUGGCCUGGCUGGGGUUUUAUCUUUAUGGCAGCCAGGUGCUGAGAGGAAAAGGGAGCAGGGAAAGAGGAGGAAACAAAGAUUCAAAAGUAUUGGAUGAGCCUGCAUUGGCUGUCGCCUUGGUGAUUCAGGGCUGGAUCCUGCUGCUGUUCCACGCUAUUCCAGAGGCCCACCUGUGUCUCCAGAGCCCAACACAAUCUGACACACAAGAUUUUUUUGACACUAGUCGUGCAUCGCCUGCUCCUCAUUACGGAGAAGAACACCCUACGCAUUCUCACCAGUCUUUUCAAGAAAACCAAGCCUUUUCAAUGGAAGAGCACAGCGCAACUGUCCGAAGUGGAACAUACCACAGCAGCCAUGGCAGCAUGCGCCCAGGCAUCGCCUUCAGGGGCCAUGUUUACCAACCAACUGAGAUGGCUUUGGUCAUGAACGGUGGGACGAUGCCUACAGCACCCAUUAACUACACUGGAAGACGUCUAUGGUAGAACAGAGGAGGACUUACAUGGGUUACAAUUUCUGAUGCUGAAGUGUUUCCCCGUUUCCUAAAAAGAAAAUGUAGAAGUGUUUUAUGUGUUUGUGCUAUGGCCAAUGUUUUCAAAUGAUGUUUUUGAAACAAGUAGAAUUAACUGUUUUGUCAUAGAAUUUGGCAGAAGGACAAAUCAUUAAGAGCAGGAA